Sapajus apella (tufted capuchin) is the source of this 1254-nucleotide messenger RNA. RefSeq names its product hydroxysteroid 17-beta dehydrogenase 14 (gene HSD17B14). Gene Ontology annotation, biological process: steroid catabolic process. The transcript has 9 exons. Gene Ontology annotation, molecular function: estradiol 17-beta-dehydrogenase [NAD(P)+] activity. The record is from RefSeq and is a predicted model, not a curated record. The coding region runs from base 284 to 1099 and encodes 271 amino acids. Gene Ontology annotation, cellular component: cytosol. NCBI's taxonomy places the organism in Eukaryota, Metazoa, Chordata, Mammalia, Primates, Cebidae.
GAGGGACUGGGGCUCCCGGAUUCCUGGGUCUCCGGGAGGAGGGGAGUGUCUGAGGGAGGAGGUCCUGGAGCGCCUGGAUUCCUGAGUCUGAGGGAGGAGGCGAGUGUCUGAGGGAGGAGGGACUGGGGCCAAACCCAGGUCUCCAGCCUUCCUGGCAACGCCUCCCGGGGCCGGACUUCCAGGAUCCAGCCCCUAUUGAUGGUUUGAUGAGAGGCUCUCACGCGGCUUUGGAGGUGGACAGAGGCUCAGAGUAGAGAGACAGACAGAGACCGACGGAGACGGGAUGGCCACGGGAACGCGCUAUGCCGGGAAGGUGGUGGUUGUGACCGGGGGCGCGCGCGGCAUCGGAGCCGGGAUCGUCCGCGCCUUCGUGGACAGCGGGGCCCAAGUGGUUAUGUGCGACAAGGAUGAGUCUGGGGGACGGGCGCUGGAGCGGGAGCUCCCUAGAGCUGUCUUUAUCCUCUGUGACGUGACUCAGGAAGAUGAUGUGAGGAACCUGGUUUCUGAGACCAUCCGCCGAUUUGGCCGCCUGGAUUGUGUUGUGAACAACGCUGGCCACCACCCACCCCCUGAACAGUGGCCCGAGGAGACCUCCACCCAGGAAUUCCGCCAGCUGCUGGAGCUGAACCUGCUGGGGACGUACACCUUGACCAAGCUUGCCCUCCCCCACCUGCGGAAGAGCCAGGGGAACAUCAUCAACAUCUCCAGCCUGGUGGGGGCGAUCGGCCAGGCCCAGGCUGUUGCCUAUGUGGCCAGUAAGGGGGCAGUAACGGCCAUGACCAAAGCCUUGGCCUUGGAUGAAAGUCCUUAUGGUGUCCGAGUCAACUGCAUCUCCCCAGGAAACAUCUGGACCCCACUGUGGGAGGAGCUGGCAGCCUCAACACCAGACCCUAGGGCCACAAUCCUAGAGGGCACGCUGGCCCAGCCACUGGGCCGCAUGGGCCAGCCUGCUGAGGUGGGGGCCGCGGCAGUGUUCCUGGCCUCUGAAGCCAACUUCUGCACUGGCAUUGAGCUCUUCGUGACAGGGGGUGCAGAGCUGGGGUACGGGCGCAAGGCCAGGAGGAGCACACCCGUGGACGUCCCUGAUAUCCCUUCCUGAUUUCCCACAUUUCUCCUUGGGGCCGCCUUCCUGGGACUCUCCUACCCCAAACCCAACCUGUAUCAGAUGUAGCCCACAAGUAUUAGACUCGGAGCCUGUUUAGGAAGGUGCCAGGUCACCCUGCAGGUUCCCAUAAAAGCGAUUUGCAGCCAGAA